Colletotrichum spaethianum is the source of this 1152-nucleotide messenger RNA. RefSeq lists its product as uncharacterized. NCBI's taxonomy places the organism in Eukaryota, Fungi, Ascomycota, Sordariomycetes, Glomerellales, Glomerellaceae. The record is from RefSeq and is a predicted model, not a curated record. The coding region runs from base 1 to 1152 and encodes 383 amino acids. Gene Ontology annotation, cellular component: extracellular region. The transcript is spliced from 4 exons. Gene Ontology annotation, molecular function: protein binding.
AUGUUGAUUGGAUCUGAGCUUGAGGGCCACGGCAUCCAGAUUUUUGAUAUGAAGAAGCUGCUAAAUAUCAAACCUGCCGAAGCACCAGUUCUCUUUACAAAUGAGAAUGACCUUACCGGCCACUUCAGCGAGUCCCUUCCGCUGGGCCGCAGCCACAAUGUUGUCGUCAACGAGGAGGCCAAGUAUGCCGUAGCCGUUGGCGUCCAGCCCCGCAAUGAAGGCUGUAUGGGCGGUCUACACUUCUUCAGUCUCGAGGACCCCAGCAACCCUGUCUUCCUGGGUUGCGAUGGCCAGGAUGGAUAUGUCCACGAUGCGCAAUGUCUCAUUUACCGGGGACCCGAUGCCAAGUAUAACGGUCGCGACAUUUGCUACGGCUACAACGAAGACACGUUGACUAUCUACGAUGUUUCUGACAAGAAGAACUCCAAGAUAAUUUCUCGCACAAGUUAUGAAGGCGCCACAUUUACCCAUCAAGGCUGGGUCAAUGACUUGAACUGGCAAGAAUGGCUAUUCAUGGACGACGAGUACGAUGAGGAUGACUUGGCGGGUCCUGCUGCCGACGGGUACCCAGUAACUUACAUCUGGGACAUUCGGUCCUUGGAAAACCCUCGCCAAACCGGAAUCUUCAAGGGCAGCGUCAAGGGUAUUGACCACAACCAAUACGUUGUCGGAGAUCUGCUCUUUCAAUCCAACUACGGUGCCGGCGUUCGUGUUUGGGACAUCUCAUCAGUGCCCGAAGAUCCCACGGGUAAUUCAGUUUGCGAGAUUGCAUACUUCGACAUUUACCCUGAGGACGACUCUCUUCCUGGAGGCGGUGCAAUCCAGUUUUCUGGCUCGUGGUCUUCAUACGCUUAUUUCAAGUCGGGCUUCAUUUUCGUCAACACAAUUGAGCGAGGUGGCUAUUUGGUCAAAAUGACAAAGAAAGAGGCGUGCAAGCCCAAGAGCUGCAGCGCGGACAACUGCCUGCGUGCUCUGAGAGCCUCCAGCGUUCCGGGCCGGCUUGAGGAGAGCCAUAAGUUCUGCGGUGAGUUCACCAAGACAUUUGUCGCAGAUAUUGCAGUUGUCCCUGGGUAUGCCACAGAGGCGUGCGCGACCAAUGUCAUCUCGAGGGUGAGCUCGGCUUGCUCUUGCUUACCAACUCCGACUGCGUAA